This is a messenger RNA of Myiozetetes cayanensis, 653 nucleotides long. RefSeq names its product NADH:ubiquinone oxidoreductase subunit B3 (gene NDUFB3). The coding region runs from base 242 to 544 and encodes 100 amino acids. Gene Ontology annotation, biological process: electron transport chain; mitochondrial respiratory chain complex I assembly. Gene Ontology annotation, cellular component: mitochondrion. The transcript is spliced from 3 exons. NCBI's taxonomy places the organism in Eukaryota, Metazoa, Chordata, Aves, Passeriformes, Tyrannidae. The record is from RefSeq and is a predicted model, not a curated record.
AGCUCCCCGGAACACGCGUGGCUGGCCGCGCUUCCUGUAGCGGCCGGUCCUCGCCCAGCUUCCGGUUCCGGGUGGCGCCGUGUCCUGAGCAGGGUCGCGGAGCGGGCAGAACAAAGCUCCUUGUUCUCCGUUCCUUCAUGUUACCUUCUCGUUUCUCCUGUCCGGGGGAUUGUUCUGUGCAGGUGUGUGAAGACAACAGGACGCUCUCUGCGAGGCAGCAGCCUCUCCCUUUGCUGCAGGGAUGGGACACGGCAAUGAACACGGCCACGGCCAUGGCCACGGCAAAAUGGAGCUCCCUGACUACAGGCAGUGGAAGAUAGAGGGCACCCCGCUGGAGGAGGUCCAGAAAAGGCUGGCUAAGCGGGGUCUUAGGGAUCCGUGGGCUCGUAAUGAAGCCUGGAGAUUUAUGGGUGGCUUUGCAAAACCUGUCACCAUAACAGAAGUCUUUACUAGGGGACUCAAGUGGGGAUUUGCAGCUUUUGUCAUAGCUCUUGGCAUUGAAUAUACACUGUUUCCUCCAAAGAAAAGCGGAGGCCAUCACUGAAGAUCAAGUAUGACAACUUCAUACUUACUAAUCGUAAGCUGAAAUACACACAAGCCUGCUGCUCACCCUGUACUUACAAUAUGCAUAUUAAAGUCUAUCACAGGCAAAA